Molecule: messenger RNA, 237 nt
Organism: Fusarium odoratissimum NRRL 54006
Lineage: Eukaryota; Fungi; Ascomycota; Sordariomycetes; Hypocreales; Nectriaceae
Exons: 1
Coding region: 1-237 (78 amino acids)
Source: RefSeq, a predicted model, not a curated record
AUGGACCUGCAACUGGACACAGAAAUACGAAAUGUUCUCGAAUUAGUGCGCAGCUCUAUGCGCACAAAUGGAACGCCCCUUGAAGCUGCGAUCCGAGAACUCAGACGUGUCACUGAGUCAGUUCAGAAUGCGAAAGACAGUCAUCACCCCAAGUGCCUCCUUGAUGAGAAGAUUGGCAAAGAUGCAUCUGAGGAAAAGGAUCAGUUUCGCUUCGAGGAUAUGAUGAGUCGCCUUUAG